Molecule: messenger RNA, 3048 nt
Organism: Gavialis gangeticus (Gharial)
Lineage: Eukaryota; Metazoa; Chordata; Crocodylia; Gavialidae
Gene: PDE12
Product: phosphodiesterase 12
Exons: 4
Coding region: 16-1749 (577 amino acids)
Biological process (GO): nuclear-transcribed mRNA catabolic process, deadenylation-dependent decay
Cellular component (GO): mitochondrion
Molecular function (GO): 3'-5'-RNA exonuclease activity
Source: RefSeq, a predicted model, not a curated record
GGCGGUAAGGGACGCAUGGUGCCGGCCGGCGCGCUCCGGUUCCUGCGGCUGCAGCUGUACUCCCGGACGGCAGCGGGGCUGGCUGGCGCCAUGGAGCGGGCCGUGGUGCGCUGCGUGCCCGCCGAGCCCAAGCUCAUUCUGUCGUUCGUGGUGAGCGACGGCAGCGCCCGGAACCUGCAGCGCGACCGCGAGGAGCCGCUGGGCCGCGCGCUCGCCCGCAUCGCCGUCCACGCCGCCAAGGGGUGGGCCAAGGCGGCCAAGAAGGGCCGCAAGGGCCCGGCCAGCGGGGAGGAGCUGCUGCUGCCUGCCGUGCGCCUCUUCUCCCGCGAUGGCGAGGCCGUGGCCGACGACGUGCCCAACACUGACGCGUGGCAGGACGGUGCCGUGCUGCAGAUCGGCGACACCACGUACCGUGUGGAGCGCAACCCUCCCAUGCUCACUGAGUUGCACCUGCCGCGCUCGCUGCUGGCUGGCUUCCCUGUCUGCCCCAAGCUGGCCACUGAGUUCACUACACCUCACCACUGCCUCUUCCGCUGGUUCUGCGAGCGGCCACCCAGCGCUGAUGGGGCUCAGCCCACCUGGGUGGAUGUCGAGGGUGGCAACCAGCAGGUCUUCGUGCCCAGUAAUGUUCAUGUGGGGCAGCGCCUAAAGCUGCACUGCACACCCCAUGAUGGGCUGCAGCGCUAUGGCGUCCCCCGUGAGGUCGAGAGCACGGGGCCGGUGGAGGCAGGGCCUGGCGCCUGCACCUUUGAUGCACGACACCUGUACACACGGCGGUUGGCCCCCACUGGGUCCCUCCGCACUGUGUCUUACAAUGUGCUGGCUGAUACCUACGCACAGACUGAGUUCUCGCGUACUGUGCUUUUCCCCUACUGCGCUCCCUACGCCUUGGAGCUCGACUACCGCCAGAGCCUGCUGCACAAGGAGCUGGCUGGCUAUCAUGCUGACCUCGUGUGCCUGCAGGAGGUGGACCAAGCCGUCUUCACAGACAGCCUAGGGCCAGCCCUAGAGGCCUUUGGCCUCAAGGGGCUCUUCAAGAUCAAGGAGAAGCAGCGCGAAGGCCUGGCCACCUUCUACCGCCAGGCCAAGCUCCAGCUGCUGAGCCAGCAUGACCUCACCUUUAGCCAGGCCUUGCAGGAGGACCCGCUGCACCGGGAGCUGCAGGACAAGCUGGCCACAUACCCCGUGGUGCAGGAGAAGGUGCUGCAGAGGUCCUCCGUGCUGCAGGUUUCGGUUCUUCAGUCUACAAAUGAGCCUUCCAGGAUGAUUUGCGUAGCCAACACUCACUUGUACUGGCAUCCAAAAGGUGGAAACAUUCGUCUCAUCCAAGCUGCUGUAGCCUUGUCUCACAUUAGGCACGUAGCAUGUGAGCUGUAUCCUGGUAUACCAAUCAUAUUUUGUGGGGAUUUUAACAGUACCCCAUCAACUGGACUGUAUCAUUUUGUUAGCAGUGGCAGUAUUGAUGAACAUCAUGAAGAUUGGGUCUCUAAUGGCGAAGAAGAAAAGUGCAGCAUGUCUUUAACCCACCCUUUCAAACUACAAAGUGCUUGUGGAGAACCUGCAUAUACAAACUAUGUUGGUGGGUUUCACGGCUGCCUGGACUACAUUUUCAUUGAUGCACAUGCUCUAGAGGUAGAACAAGUAAUUCCAUUGCCAAGUCAUGAAGAAGUUACUACCCAUCAGGCCUUACCAAGUGUUUCACAUCCUUCUGAUCAUAUAGCACUAAUAUGUGAUUUAAAGUGGAAGUAAAAUAGUACUGACACAGCUCUUCCUCUGACCUUUUAAGCAAGAAAUUUAUUUACUUUAGUGGAACUUGUACCAUGCUUGAAUGCAACAAAAAGAAAAGAGGGAGUGACUACUGGAAAGUUCACGUGCUUUAUCAGCUCUAAUAUUAACUCCUUGUUGAGCAUUUUGUCUGACUAGUCGUAACAUUUGCAUGACAACUUUUUAUAACUAGGAGCAAACAUUUAAGACAGGUGCGGGGAGGAAACAUUCAAGACAGAUUAGGGGGUGCUAUAUAAGAAUUUUUUGUGUAUUCAUUUUUUUUUAAAUGUAAUCUAGUCUGACUUACAAAUACAUAUUAAGCAAAUGUUGGACAAUGCAGAACUAGUUGGGGAGGAGGGCGAAUAAGCAAAUGGCUUGAAUCCAAUUUGUUAUGCCCAUUGUCAUCACAAGACAUAGCUCCACUUUCUAACAAAUCUAAAAUACAAAUAGCCUCAUUCAUUUGCCAUUCCUGAUGCAUCUUUCAAGCAAGUAGCCUGUUCAGUGCAUUUAUAUCCACUAGCACCUGACAUUUUUUAAGCUAGUUAUCAUCUGAAAAGAGUUGCACAGUUAUAGAGCCAUCCAGCUUAAAUAUAAAAGUAAAAUUAAAAAUAAAAGUGUUUUAACUUCCUCUGCUCAGUUCUUAGUGUACCUCUAGUAACUGAAAAGUAGCUUUUUGAACUUAUAAAAGGUAUCUAGAUUUUAAAAAACCCCACCCAUUAUAACAAACCAAAAUCAAGUAUAGUGAAUAAACAAUGUUUUAUGUUUGAGCGGUUAGCUUUGAACACAAUUUCAGCAGGGAUAAGUCUAACCAUCUAAUAUGCCAUUUUUUAACUGUAGAGAAGAUCUGAAUUCAGGUAACAAUCUAUACUUCCAAGCAGGGGAGGGAGUGGGUAGAGAGAGAAGAAAAUAGUUAUUGAGAAGAGCUAGCUGUAGGUAUCAUGCUUUGAAGAGAAACAGGGACCUUGAAACAAAUUCAGCUUCAGAAAAUUCUGCAUUUUGCUUCUUUGUGUAUUUUACAUAUAUAUUUGAUUUAGGACAGAGUCUAGUUUUCCCUACCUCUGCAUGCUUUUUUUUCUUUUUACCAGAGAACAUACGGGGUGUUGGAAAAAAUGUAUAUUAUCAUAUUUGAUUUGGAAAGGUGGGUGUUAAAUCACUUAUGAAGGCUUCCUUCCUCUUACAAAGACAAAUUUUAAACAGUUUUCCUGAAGUUUUCUAUUCUAGUCAAUAAAUGUUCUUAUUAAUUCUUGUGAUUGACACUGGUGUCAUCUAACUGUUUUCCAGUUA